Messenger RNA from Kazachstania africana CBS 2517, 921 nucleotides. RefSeq names its product thiosulfate sulfurtransferase (gene TUM1). The record is from RefSeq and is a predicted model, not a curated record. Bases 1 to 921 code for a protein of 306 amino acids. The transcript has a single exon. Gene Ontology annotation, biological process: transsulfuration. Gene Ontology annotation, molecular function: thiosulfate-cyanide sulfurtransferase activity. Gene Ontology annotation, cellular component: mitochondrion. NCBI's taxonomy places the organism in Eukaryota, Fungi, Ascomycota, Saccharomycetes, Saccharomycetales, Saccharomycetaceae.
AUGACAGGGACAAUGCUGUACAAAUUAUUAACUCCUCAGAGAUACAUGGACUUGUUGUCCAAAGAGACUGCUCGCAGAAUCAUUCCUGUAGACUCGACAUGGUAUCUCCCAAAUUUGGGAAAAAAUGGUAGACAAGAAUUCUUAAAUGUCGAACGUAUUCCUAAUGCAGUGUAUUUUGAUAUAGACGAUAUUAAGAACAAUGAUUCGCCCUACCCUCACAUGGCACCAACAUUGGAGACCUUCAACUCCAAAAUGAGUCAAUUGGGGUUACGUCAAGAUGAUAUCCUGGUGGUUUACGAUAGGAUUGGAAACUUUAGUUCUCCAAGAUGUGCAUGGACCUUGUCAUUAUUUGGUCAUGAAAACAUAUAUCUUUUGAACAAUUUCAAUGUCUAUAAGGCACUGAACCUACCACUGGACACAAAACGACAAGCUACCCUCACUAACCUCUCACCAAGUACUUACAAGUCCAUGAUAGAUUUACGUAGUAAAGAGAUUGUGUCAUACGAAGAAAUGCUUAGCUUGGUAGAAUCCGAUGAACUAAAGUCGAAAUAUAAUGUGUUUGAUGCAAGACCUCUAGGAAGAUUCAAAGGUGUUGAUCCUGAACCAAGAACUGAGAUUAAGUCAGGCCAUAUCCCCGGUGCUCAGCCAUUGCCUUUCUUUGAAAUAUUAGAUUCGACUGAUAAAACUUUUCCACAGGAUGUUGAUUCAAUGAAAAAGAAAUUGAAUGAAGCAUUAGCUAAACUUGGUGAUGACAUGGAUGCCAAUAAGCCAAUCAUCGCCAUGUGUGGUACUGGUGUCACUGGUACCAUUAUUAAGACAGCUUUUGAACAUGCUGGAUUCAAUAACGUUAAGUUAUAUGACGGCUCUUGGACCGAGUGGGCGUUGAAGUGUCAAGAUGUUAAAUCACACUUGAUUGAAUGA